Momordica charantia (bitter melon) is the source of this 958-nucleotide messenger RNA. Lineage: Eukaryota; Viridiplantae; Streptophyta; Magnoliopsida; Cucurbitales; Cucurbitaceae. The record is from RefSeq and is a predicted model, not a curated record.
UCUUAUUUUUCUUCUUCUUCUUCUUCUUAUUUUUCUUCUACUUUAGAAACCAAAUUUUGGCAUAUUGCCUCUCUCCUUCUGUUACAAGAAAAUCUACCAACCAUUUCCCAUAAUUUCUUCAACCACACUCUUUUCUGAUAUCUCUUAAUCAUUUUAGACAUGAAAGUGGAAUUAGCUGGUCUAGUUUCCUUCAAAUCCAAGCUUUCUAAGCCAUGUCGAAAGCUCCUCCAUGUCUUCAAAUUCCGAAUGAGGAAGCCCUUCUCAAUCAAACCGCUCUGGGCUCGUCGUCAGCCACGCAGCUCCAGAGCCACGUCUUCCAAGCCUCCUAGGAGAACUUGGCCCUGGCUCUGCUGGCUUCGAAGAGUGGGGAAGAUGGAAAGCGUGAGGGAAUUAAGGGGUGGUGGGGGCGGCUCGGACGGAGCCCGGGAGAAGCUGCUGUUUCCGACCCCCGGGAGGGGACGGAAGGCGGCCGAGGCGGUGGAGGAGGAGGUGGAAGAUGCUUGUAGGAGCUUUGAGAACUAUUUGGUGGAGAUGAUAACUGAAGAAGGGAAGGUGAGGGAUUUGAUGGAUGUUGAAGAGCUCCUGUACUGUUGGAGGAAUUUGAAGUGCCCUGUGUUUGUGGAUUUGGUGUGCAGAUUCUAUGGUGAGCUUUGUAAGGACUUGUUCUCCUCUGAUAAUGAAGUUUCUACUCCAAACUUGCUACCCAAGUAAAACUUUUAAUCAAUAAUGGAGUUUUUGCUUUGUAAUGAUCUCUUGAGUUCUUGCUUUUUCUUAUUUUCCAGUUUAGACUUUCAUAUAAAAUUCAUUCAAAUCCCUCUCUUUUGGUGGAAGAUUGGUGAGAAAAGAUAGCAUCUGCUGUAAUUUGUAAAUAGAAGUUCCACUGCUACCAGAAAUUUGAAUUUUUUAUAUGCACAACAUUGUCGUCAAAGCUCAAUAUUCAAAGCCACAUAAAUAUAUG